Molecule: messenger RNA, 2412 nt
Organism: Durotheca rogersii
Lineage: Eukaryota; Fungi; Ascomycota; Sordariomycetes; Xylariales; Xylariaceae
Exons: 5
Coding region: 1-2412 (803 amino acids)
Source: RefSeq, a predicted model, not a curated record
AUGGCGACCGUUAAUAGACCGACCGAUGUUAAGCAGAAGGAGGCCGACGUAAAUCGCAAGCUUCAGCUAUACGGCAUCGUCAAUGCCUUUCAGAUCGGCAAGGCCCCCUCUAACGACCAAAUCGAUGUCGCCCUUAACAGCUUCCUCACUUCGAGAGCGCUAGCAAGCCCUUCUAAGAAGCUCUCGCCGGAGGGCCAGGAACUUGUAUCCGAUUUCAAGGAUGUCGUGAACCAGGCCAAAAAGCUGCUCCUGUCCAAGAACGAGGGCAACCUUCUCCAGGACUUUAUCUGGCAGACCCAGCAGUUCGAUGCCAAGACUAUAAACACGCCCGAUGCCCCCGUAGAUAAAGACACGGCGAGGCAGCAGGGUGACCAGGCCCUCGAGGGGCUUCGGACUCUGGGCACUCUGAUCAUCACGAACGGCCAGUUCCGCAAGCUCCUGAAGGAUGCUGCCACCUUACUGCGCGACAUUGCUGGCGAUGUCGCGACUAAUGCUGCAGGUAAGGUGAGGCCUUCGUCGGAGGACCUUGCUCAGAUCGACCAGCCUGCCGAGGACAACACGUGGCAUGAUGCCCCCGAUCUAUCUAAAGGCGCGUUCAAGUCAAGGUUUCAAGGGAUUAGUAAGGGAAAAUCGGCCGAAGACGUAGACGGCACCGUUGCUUCGGGUGCCCAAGCCACUGGUCAGUCGGAAGCGUCGACGGCGGACAGUAUCGCCGGACCUACAACACAGUCUGAAUCCGAUGUGGGCCCGGAGAUCCGAAAAUCUGCAAAGCAAACAGCCUCCGAGUACAAUAAGCGCGCCAGACAGUACCUAUCCGAGAGAAUACCCGAGGAACGCCGCGACCAAACCAUCUGGAGGCUCAAGAAAAUGGUAGUCGAGUGCCAGCAACACCCUGAUUACAACCAAGCUAUCUCUACGUUGCUCGAUUUGGCCGCGCAGUACGGCCAUCACACUCAAGUGCUCGCGUCGGGAGGUAAUAGCACUUUUAGAGAGACGCGAUCCAGUCUGGCCGCCGCUGAAGCCGAUCUGAAGACCCUCGUCGAACGAUUCGCCAAUGGGACAUCUAGUGACGACCUAUGGGCUGCCGUUAACGCCAUCUAUGAUGCUGCAAACAGGGAUGACGAGCUCAAGGACUGGUUCAAAUCCGUCGACAGCUUCAUCCGCAAAUGCCUGCAACAGCAGGGCUACAUUAUGGACGACGAUACCUGCAACGAAGAGUGGCACUAUCUGUAUGACCACGGCAACUACCUACUAAGGCAAAAGUACAAGAGCAACACAGACCGUGUCGUCGACGAGGUUAAGUUCCUAGCCGACCAGUUUGAACAGGAUGCUCAAAAUAAAGCUUUCGCGACAUCCCUUGAAAAGCUCUUCAAGGACCUCGGUAACGGCGAGAACGGCAGGGCGGUCUUUAAGCCGCAUCUUAUCAAGGACCUGACGGGGGUCAUCCUCCCGGCUGCCUUUGAGAGGAUCGCCUACAUACCGAUCCCGCGCAUCGAGUACUCGGAUCCCGAGAUCGACGCCGUGGUGGAGAACCUCGUCCUCGAGAGCGACAACUUUAUGCCGAACGUCCUCGAGGUUUAUAGCGAUAACUACUUCCGCUGGGGGCGUAAGAAGUUCACCAGCGUUAAUAAGAACUCGAUCGACGUCAAGGUCGCCGGGAUCCAGAUGGACUUACGUGACGUCAGCUUCUACGUCAAGCGCAAGAGAGGAUUUCCCUCCCUCACUGACACGGGUGUUGCUCACAUAAAGAUGGGCGGCGAUGGGUUCUGCUUCCGCCUGAAGCUGUCCACCGCGGAUGACAAGGACAGACAACACUACUUCAAGAUCGACAAGGCCGAGGUGGACGUUACGGACCUAGAGAUCAAGCUUGUCAAGUCUAAGCACAAGAUUCUGUUUGCUCUAUUCAAGCCCAUCAUGUUGAGGGUUCUCCGCCCGGUCAUUCAGAAGACUGCCGAGAAACAGCUCAAGGAGCACUUUAGUCAAUUCGACCAGCUGCUGUAUCAAAUCAAGAAGGAGGCCGACCGUUCUCUCGAAGGAGCUCGCCACAAUCCCGAGAACGCCCCCAACAUCUUUAAUCGUUACGUUAAAGCCGCCCAGAAGCAGUUGCUUCGGGGCAAGAAGAAGGCCGAGGACAAGGUGGCUGACAAGGUCGUCAACCUGACCGUCACCAAGGAGGACAGUAUCUUCCCCAACAUCCGCCUACCGGGGGGUAUUAGCUCUAAGGCUACGGAGUACAAAGAGCUGGCACGGAAGGGUGACAGGUGGGAGAGCCCUGUAUUUUCUAUCGGCGCUGCUUCUAAGAGCACGGACACCCCUUCCGCGCCGGAGGUGGUCCAUAAACCACACGCUGCCAGCGGCAUCACCAACGGGAACUAUGUGAACGGCAACCAGGCCGAUGGUGGACGGUCGUAG